CUCCCAAAUAUCUCGCCGAAAUGCUCUCUCCACCCCCAAGACUCCUCUAUAAAUCCACUCCCCUCUACCUCCUUCCAACAAGGAAGGAAAAAAGAGAAGCAACCAGACACUGCACACAUCAUCAUCUUCUCCCCCGAGACCGGGUGAUCUUGGGUUAGCUUAGCUAGCUAAAUUAAGCUGCGUGCAGCAUGGGGCUCCUCGACCAGCUCUGGGACGACACGGUGGCCGGGCCGCGGCCGGACUCCGGCCUCGGCAAGCUCCGCAAGUACGCCUCCUUCUCCCCUUCCUCCUCCUCCUCGACGAUGGCGGCGUCGCCGUCGCCCAUCUCGGCGGCGGCGGCGGCGGCCGACGCGCCGGCCGUGACGCGCAGCAUCACCAUCCUCCGCCCGCCGGCGCUGUCCGUGACGUCGCCGCGCGGCAGCGAGUCGGGCCCCUCCACGCCGUCGUCGCCGGCCAGCGUCCCGGACUCCCCCUUCGGCUCAGCACCGACGCCGAAGGGAUCGGAGGGCUGGAAGAAGCUGCGCCGUGGGGCGGCGAGGAUGGCCGACGGCGUGGACGCCAGCGCCGGCGGCCAGCCGAGAAGCCCCACCGUAUACGACUGGGUGGUGAUCAGCUCACUCGACAGGUGAAGGCGUGAUCUAUCUAAUCGAGCAGCUAAGCUCUGCAUCCGGCGAGAAACUGCACCUGCACAAUAUGAAGCAGCUAGAAACUGAAGGCGAGCAAAGAAGAAAAAAAACACUAAAUUCUGCUCUUUUUCAGUUAAGUUUCAGCUCGUCGAUCCAGAGCAUGAAAUGUUCAGUGUUCAGCUAUCUGCACUACUACAGACUGCCGAUUUUGUAGCCAAGGAUGUAUAAACGUAUGCAUGCUUGUACUACCACCGUAUAAUAUACGUACGUGUACGUAGUAGAUCGAUGCAGACAAAAAGUCUUAGCAGAAGAGGGGAUCCUUGUACGUACACAACCUGUAGUGUACGUACACGAUGCGAUCGAUGAUGAACUGAUAGUAUAUGUAUAUGGCGCAGCUGGUGUAUUAUAUUACAUGCGCUAGCUGGAGGGAGAGUGUGCUAAUGUUGUACUAGUACUACGACUGAUCUGUUUGCUUCUCCUCUGCUUUCUUUGUCUCCAGAAAAGAGGGAGAGGAGAGAAGUUUUUCCCCUGUUUUUGUGGAAUAUGUAAAAGAUGGCUGCAGUGCAUGCAGCAGUGUAAAAGUGUGAAAAGAAGUGGGCAAUAAUGCAUGGCCAAAUAAUGUUAUGAACCUAUACUUAA
Molecule: messenger RNA, 1265 nt
Organism: Oryza sativa Japonica Group (Japanese rice)
Lineage: Eukaryota; Viridiplantae; Streptophyta; Magnoliopsida; Poales; Poaceae
Product: dormancy-associated protein homolog 3
Source: RefSeq, a predicted model, not a curated record